Molecule: messenger RNA, 5210 nt
Organism: Strongylocentrotus purpuratus (purple sea urchin)
Lineage: Eukaryota; Metazoa; Echinodermata; Echinoidea; Camarodonta; Strongylocentrotidae
Product: dnaJ homolog subfamily C member 10
Exons: 21
Coding region: 123-2546 (807 amino acids)
Source: RefSeq, a predicted model, not a curated record
CUCUAGGACACCAUAACUGUUGGAAUUACGUACACGUUUACAUUGGCGAUUCCCUCUCGGUCGUUGGUUUCCCGAGUUUCAUCAUUAGAGAGGGGUAAGUUAUACCACCACCACCAGCAACCAUGGGGGAUCCAUCAAGCUCACCAUGGAUGUCCAGAAAGUCUACCUUCUUGAUUGCUCUCACUCUGGUAGCACUGAUUGGGAUUGUACAGUCGGAGGAUUUCUAUGAGUUACUUGGUAUAGAGAGGGAUGCAGAUGCCAAGGAUAUCAGACGAGCCUUCAAACGUCUUGCUUUAACCAUGCAUCCGGAUAAGAAUCAGGAUGAUCCCAAGGCCCAUGACAAAUUUGUGCGCAUCAAUCGAGCGUAUGAAGUGCUAAAGGACGACGAUCUUAGAAAGAAGUAUGAUCGAUUUGGUGAGGAAGGUUUGAAAGAACAGAAUCAGCGAUAUAAUAAAUAUGAAAGCUGGCAGUUCUACAAGACAGAAUUUGGUUUAUAUGAUGAGGACCCUGAGAUUGUUACACUCAGCAAAUCAGAUUUUGAACAAUCUGUGUUUGGAGAGGAUAUCUGGAUUGUGAAUUUCUACUCCCCAAGAUGUCAUCAUUGCCAUGAUCUAGCUCCAGCUUGGAGAGAGUUUGCGAAGGAGGUAGAGGGAGUGAUCCGCGUAGGAGCAGUGAACUGUUGGGAUGAUCGCCCUCUAUGUACAGCUCAGAAUGUGAAGAGAUUCCCUACGCUGUUUGUCUACCCAAAGCAUGAGGAGUACACCGGGACGAGGUCACUAGAACCAUUAGUCAAGUUUGCUCUUAAUCUUGUUGAUGUGACCAUCCAUCCACUGUGGAUAGGUAACUUUAAGAAGGUUCUGUUAGCUGAUGAAGCUAAAAAUCAUCCCUGGUUGAUCUCAUACUGUGGCUCUCCUGUAGGAACUGAAGAUGAAGAUACGCAUGAUAUGGCCAGUGUGGGUUGUUUAGAUAGAGAUGAUCAACUCAAAUUAGCAGCCAUCUUGAAUAAGGUAGUGAGUGUUGGGUCAGUAGACUGCUCAGCAUCAUCCCAGCUCUGUACCAAGCUCAAGAUUGAAGAGUCUACAAUACGCUUCUAUAACAAGGCUAAAGAAGUCACCAAGGGAGGAAAGGAACUGGAGCUUGAGCAACCUAAGCAGAUGGCAGAUGAGAUUCUCAAACAACUACCAGAUCUCUCUUCAUUCACAAGUGCUGAAUUACAGGAAGCAAGGCAAGCCCUUGAGGUCGGUGGUGAAGCCCCUCCAGUGGUGACCUACUUCAUGAAGAAGGCUGGAGAUGAUGACCUUGAACUCAAGAAACUCCCUCAUCUCCUAACAGAUAUGAAGGUGAGGAAGUUCAAUUGCAGUACAGACCAAGCUCUCUGUGACGAUCUCUACCUUGGCACACAUCUGCCAAAGGUGGCGCUUUUCAGGAAAGGAGGAGGCCAUGAGUUUCACCAUGGACGUUUGUUUGCGCAGGAUAUAGCAGCCUUUGCCAGACAUGGUCUAACUUCUCGUCUACGAGUUCUUGGUCCUAAGGACUUCCCUGACCCAGUCAUUAACAGUGGAGAGCUUUGGUUUGUGGACUUCUUCUCACCGCAUUGCCCUCCAUGUAAACAGUUACUCCCUGAGGUUCGUAAAGCAGCGUCUCGUGUGCCUUACGUCAACUUUGGAACGGUAGACUGCACCACUCAUCAGGCUUUAUGCAGUCAGCAGAACAUCAGGUCUUAUCCUACGACAGUCUUCUUCAAUGAUUCUAAACCUCAUGUUAGCGUGGGAUUCUCAAAUUCACAUGCUAUUCAAGAAUUUAUUGAGGACACACUCAACCCCAAAGUGAUAACCCUCUCUCAAGACCUGUUUGAUAGCUUGGUUAAGAACCGAGCCAAGGGUGAUCUCUGGUUGGUUGACUUCUAUGCACCUUGGUGUGGACCGUGUCAAGCUCUUAUGCCAGAAUGGAGAAAGUUUGCCAAAAAACUGAAUGGUACAGCUCAUGUAGGUUCAGUAGACUGUGUAGAGCACUCGUCACUGUGUGUGCAGCUUGGUGUUAAUAGCUACCCUACGAUCAGAGCUUAUCCUAUGGGGCGUACAGGCGCAGGUGGAUUCAGUGCAUACCAAGGCUGGAACCGUGAUGUGAUGGCUCUGAUGGGAUGGGUACAGAACUUUCUCCCUACCUCCGUUGAGAUCAUCACCCAGGGUAACUUCCGAGACCUAGUACUCCGGAGCACUGAUCCAUGGGUGGUAGACUUCUAUGCUCCUUGGUGUGGGCCCUGUAUGGCAUACAUGCCUUCACUUGAAGAAGUGGCAAAGGCUUUGAAAGGUUACGUGCGGGUUGGUAAGAUUAACUGUCAGUCCUACCAAUCUACCUGUGGGCAAGCAUCUAUACAAAGCUAUCCCUCACUCAGAAUAUACAAAGGAACAGAAACUAAAGGAUAUUCACAAAAUUGGUUCGGUGAACAAGUUUAUCAGAAGGAACCACAGUAUCUUAUUCCAUACCUCAAGCAGAAAUUUACUAAAAAUUUAGAAAGUACUGGUCAGAUAAAGGAUGAGCUUUAAUGUCACAUCUUCUCAAGAUAAAGCCUUUCCACAACUAUGAUGCUUUCACCAAUGGCUGAGAGAGAUAGAAUAUAUUUCUUUUUAUACAUCUAUUAGAAACCCAGGAACUGUUAUUUAUUAUCAUCCAUUGGUAUACCGGUACUGUAUCUACUUAAAACUGAUGUAUUUGGAAUGUUUGCGAUUGUAUUCUAGAUGAUAUUUACAUAAUGUAUUUAUAAAUACAUAAUAAGCUGUGCCUGCAAGUGAGCAAGAUGUUCAAUAUAUUUUUUGUAGUAUACCGUUUGUGAAGAGAGAAAAUAUAUAUAUUAUUUGCAAGCAUCAAGUAUCUCCUUGUCUGACUGACUGGCAGAUAUUGUGAUGUAUACAUUAGUGAUAAGACCUACAUGAUUCACACUGUAAAGUGCACAAAACGUAGUAAUGGUAUUGAUAUAGCUGAAAGUAAUAAUUACAUGCAAGGAAGUCUUUCAUUCUGUUUCAGAAUCUUUAAGGUUGAUAAUCCAGCGAGGUGCUUUAUAGCUCAUGUGGUAAGUGAAGUAUAUGCAAUGGGCUUGCAUUGAUUGAUAUUUAUUGAAUUAAAAACGAUGUGCACAUAUAUCUUGUACUUGAAAGAGAGGAGAAAUGUUCUUGAUUGUUGAAAUGAUAUCACAUUAAGACCACUAUGGGCAUGGAAGUGAUAGAAAGAAAGAAUUUCUUUCACUAUGUUCUAUAUUUUAGAGAGCGAUUGUUCUUGGUAAUCAUUCACAAUGUUCUGGAUUCUGUCAAAAUGGUUUUACUCUACUGGAUUUUAAUUUAGGGUAUUAAUUUGUUUUUAUUGUUGUUUUACUAUAGAUUUUAAAAUGUUGUGGUAUCAUUUAUUUCCUAGUACCUUGAUCACAGUUGUACUUAAUUUGGACUUGAUGACAAACCCUGCCAAGUCUUUCCUAAACACAUCGUUACUAGAGAUUCUUAGAAGGACUUUGCACGGUUGACAAACUACUGAUGAUUAUAAUUAGAGUUCUUCCACUCUAGAAAAUAUUAGAUAUAUUAUGUUUAUAACUUUAUAUGGACGAAACUGAUUUGUCAGCAUGUGUGUUUAUUGGUUUUAUGUAGGGACUCAAAAUGUUUUAAAGUGAAUGACUGUAAUAUUGCUCGGUAUGCCAGCUGUAUAUACCAUAAAUAGAGUUUAUAGAUAAACUUGAGUUCUAGUAAAUAUAGAAAAUAAUUUUUCACAGAUUCCAACAAAACUUACUCUGAAUGUGGGAAGAUUAUAAACAAAUGACUUGUGCAACAAAUUUAGGUAGAAAAUCUAAAGUGGCUGAGUAAUGAGCAUAGAAAGAUAAGGAAAUCCGGGCGAGUAGACCCGACACCAUUAAACACAGGUCACUAUGUGCAAAUGGGAGUUGUGGUUUUUAUCGAAGAUGAUGCUCAUUAAGUUUUAGUGUAUUUGUUUUUAUUUUACUGGUUUAAACAACCAAUCUACUGCAGGAUAAACAAUUCAGAAUAAAUUGUAGCAAUUUUCAAUCAAAAUACGAUUCCCAUACCAGAGCUCAAGAUUAGCUUUAAUGAACCUUGUAGAUAACAUUGUUUGAUUUAAUACAAUUCAAGCGAUUGUCAUAUAACUUUAGAACUUCAAAAGUUUGUUGCAUGGUGAUUUGGGACAAGGGCAAAAUGAUGAACUAAUUCCUUAGCAAAGUACCUGUUAGAAAUUCUCUGAUCAAAUUUCCUCAUCAACAUUUGAUGCAGUUCAUCUUGUAAUUUUUUGUUCUUUUCAUACAAAUGGAAAUUCGAAUUACAUAUUUUGAAAGUGCCUUUGUCAAAAUGUUUAUGUUUGUUGCAAAUUCAUAUUUUUAAUUAAAUGUCAACAGUAAUUCCUAUUUCUCUACAACUCAAAUGCUGAACAUAAUAUGAUAUUUGACACAUGCUUCAGGUGUGCACAUGUUAUAUUUAUUUAUAUUUAGCCUUGUUGUCCUGUAUAUAUGUUAUUCAUUUAUGCAUUACAUCAAUCAAUGUAUCUUAUAAAACAAUGAAUUCAGUAUGUGAUUUUUUUUAAUAGUGCAGGAUCAAUGUUCAUUGGAAUGUUUGGAAGGGCUUUGUAAUGAUUCUGGUCUAGAUUUGUAUAGAUAAUUUAAGUGUAGACCAUUCGGACAUAAAGACUGUGGUCACCACUGUUCUAACACCUACGAUGAUUCUUGAGAUGAAAAGAAUUAUAAUCAAUAUAACCCUUAAAUGAAAACAUAACAACAAAACGACCCCCCUCACAAAAAAAAAAAAAAAUUAAUUGAUACUUAGAAUUAUCAUUUUCAAAGUCGUUCAGCAUGAGUAAAUAUGAUUGAAUAAGCGCCUUGAGCAUUUAAUUAAAAUGGAUAAUGGCGCUAUAUGAAUCUCAUGUAUUAUUAUUAUUAUUAUGAAUAAUGCAGUAUUCGUUCGACUGUGUGGUUGCUAAAGUCUGGGUGUAUAAAUUAUAUUUUAGUGCUUUUGUAUAUCAGAAAGUUUGAAAUAUUAAUUGACUGUUGGCAAUAACAAGGUUUUAUGUGAAUAUUUUCCUUAUAAUUAAUUCCAUUGUUCCCAAUAUGUAAUUUUAAUGUGACUUUCUGUAAGGCUAUUAGAGGCUGAUAUUUUGUACCUCGGUUCUCUGUCAAUCGUUGUUGCAUGUUUAUUCAUAAUAAAACAAUCUUCUUUAUGGCA